AUGGCAACUGCUGGAUUACAUAAGGCUUCAUUGCAGGAUUCAUAUAUUGGUGAAAAUCAUUCUCCAGCAUCAAGGAGGUGUGGUAACAAAGAGAGGUCAACCACCCACACAUCCUCCAUCAGGAAAAUGUGGAGGGAUCUUGAAAGUGAGGGCAGAGUUGGAGAGAAUGGAAGGAAGCAAAUGAGUGGCAUGCAGACUGGUAAUGAAAGUCGAUGCUCGUCUUCUUUGGGAGGUGAAAGCAUGGAAAGUGAAGACACAUCAAGGGAUGCCAAUGAAAUCGAAAAUGAGUGUCCUCAAAAUCAAAACCAAAACCAAAACCAAAAUCAAGUAGUGCUUCAUAACAGACAAGAGGAUAACAACAGACUGAGUUUGCAACAGUCUCCUUUUGAUGUCCCAGAAAAGGAGCGUGUGAGGAAGAUUUUCCAUGAGUGGGGAAGCAAAAGCUUUGGGGGCCAUACAUCGUAUAACUCGCACAUAAACAAUUGCUCAAGGUCACAAUGGCUUGGGGAGAAUGAAUGCAAGAGGGUGAGGGUAGUGAGGGACCAGAUAGAAUUGAGCACUCAGCAAGGAGAUGGUUGUCGAACUGGUUUAGAAGAGCCAGCUACAGAAAUUGGUUCGCACAUCAGACGAGUUCAAGAUGGAUCAGUAGAUUGUGGGGUUGGUGCACGAAGGCCUAUCCGAAGGAUAUAUGGCAGACAGGCUCUUCUUGACUUGUUAACGAAGUUUGAGAGGGAAAGGGAGACGGAGCUUGAGAGUUUGUUGGAGAAUAGAUUUGUAUCAAAUUUUGCUCAUCGCCACCGCAUUCAGUCCUCACUCAAAGGUAGAUUUUUGCGGAAUCAAAGAUUUGUAGAAGGUGAAAAACAGACUUCCGUUGCAGCAAAUGAGUUGGGGUUAUUGAGGCAAACACAAGCUGUAUCUGAUAUAAGGAAAGGGUUCCUCUCCAGAUUGAAUAACCAUGACCAUGCUCCAGAUGGCGCCCCGUCUGACUCUGACACCUCGUCUGACAAUGACAUGAUUGAACAAGCUGAUGAAAUUGUUCAGGAGAUACCAGAUGAAAUUGGUGAGGAAUUUGAAACAACUAAUUUGGCAAGUGGCUGGGAAGCCUGCAAUCCACAAGAAUUUGCCACUUCAGUAGGAGAAAGGCAUGAAAACAUUCUGCAAUACGAGGAAAGUGAGGAACUACCGCUCACUGAAACGAGAAGCCAGGAUCAUGAUGGUUCAGUAGAAACAAAUCAAAAUAUUUACCACUCUGAACUGUCACGAGGAACAUUGGGCACUGAAUGCAUAGCACACGGCCCUCUGCCAGAAGUAGACGAAGUAAUGCUUGGUCAGUCCAAUGUGGAGGAAUUGGAAAUACACGAGGCACCUGUGUGUUUGCAUCCUUUACAGACCAGCACAGAUAGCUUCAAUUGGCAAGAAGUUUCCACACAGGCAGAAGAGUGGAAGGAAUCAUCUACAGAAGAUGAUGAUGAGGGUGGAUGGCAUCAUUUAACUCGUAUUGACUCAGAUGUCAAUUUAAAUGACAAUGAAGAUGGAUGGUAUCAGGAAACAGUAGGGAGUGAUUUCCAAGAAUUACAUGAAGAAUGGUAUGACAAUACUCUAGAGGAUUCCACAGAAAGUUGGUUUGUUGGAAAUUCCUAUCAGGAAGCUGCUCCGGUUGGUGGGAGUUAUGCAUUCUAUUUGUCCGAUGAUGAUAAUGGCAGCAGAUUUGAACUCGGAGAACUUACAAGCAGGAGAAGAGUCUCUAAUCUUCUUCAAAGUGAUUUCGGUGCAAGACUGAACCAGUUGUUGCAAUCAUAUGUGGAUAGACAAGAUCAGGCAUUUGAUUCGGAAAAUGAAUGGAGUCUAGGCAGAGAACAGCAAAAUCAGGAACAACAGAGUCUAGACGAGAAUCCAGGUGGCAUAGAGGCUCAUCUUUCAGCGUCAGUCAUCCCCCAAACAGAAAGUAACAAUGAUUUGCAAGGUGCAGCUGAUAGGCAAUUCCCUGAUAUCAAUCAGCACUUUGGAACUGGACGGGAUAUCAUCAAUGGAUUAAGGAUUGAUAUGGAUAUGCUUCAGCAAAGGAUGAAUGACAUGCAGAGGAUGCUGGAGGCCUGCAUGGGUAUGCAACUUGAGUUGCAACGGUCCAUGCAGCAAGAGGUUUAUUCAGCUCUGAAUCGAUCAUCAAAUUCAGGAGGUACGCGUGAAGAUGGUAUACAGAAUUUUGACGGUGAAUCAAGUCAUGGAAAAAGAGGAGUUUGCUUCGUAUGCUGUAACGAUGGUUUUGAUUCUCCACCCAACAAGUCAUCUGCGCACAUGUAUAUAUGCUCAAAAUGUGCCGAGAAAAUAAAUUGGUCGAAGCUAAAGGGAAGUGUAAGGCACCCGUAAGCGGAGGUGAACACAAAAUGCAUAUUUAACACUCUAGGAUGAAAUAAUAGAUCCCGGGAAUUAACACUUGGAAUAAUAAAGAUAACAGUAUCUUUCUCGUCAGGUAAAUCUCAUUACCACCCUUGGACGGAUUCCAUUGUUUCCCGUUCCAUCGAUUGUAUAAUCGCGUAACAGGUUAUUUUGGUAAUUGCUGAAGCUGAUUGCUUUGUUUGAUGGCAAAAUGCUGAAAUUGGCAAAGGUCAUGAAGAUGGUAGCACAACAUUGAUGACAAGUCCAGACCAAUAGGUAGAUUAAGUUACUAAUAACAUAUUUGUUUUGGGUUUGGGUUUGGGUUUGGGAUUGGGAUUGAGAUUUGUUUUUAACCUCUUACGCUUACUGGGAGAUGAUACAAUAAAUCAUUAUACUUUUUUAG
This is a messenger RNA of Cynara cardunculus var. scolymus (artichoke), 2779 nucleotides long. RefSeq lists its product as uncharacterized. Bases 1 to 2367 code for a protein of 788 amino acids. NCBI's taxonomy places the organism in Eukaryota, Viridiplantae, Streptophyta, Magnoliopsida, Asterales, Asteraceae. The record is from RefSeq and is a predicted model, not a curated record. The transcript has 7 exons.